Protopolystoma xenopodis is the source of this 381-nucleotide messenger RNA. The record is from the annotation of a GenBank genome assembly. NCBI's taxonomy places the organism in Eukaryota, Metazoa, Platyhelminthes, Monogenea, Polystomatidea, Polystomatidae.
AUGAUUUCACCUUUAGGCUCUGCUAAAUCUCCAUCCUUGCGAAGCCACACGAGACAGAAUCAUGAUACCGACAUUUCAGUCAAUGAGAUGCUUGAAUCUGGGCGGCCCUACCGCGCUAACGGUAAGCGACAGCCGGUGCCUAGACGACCAUUUUCGCCUGAAGGGAGUGAUCGUGAGGCCAGGACUGCUAGGGAUCCAUGGGCCUUACGCCUCUGCGCCCUAGAACCCUGUCUCCUCGGCUACCGGUGGCUAACAGCUUUUCCUGUAAACACAAAUGGCCAGCAGAUAUCGUCUGCAAACGCUACAACAGUCUCUCCAUCAUCAUCUACUCAAUUGGGGUCCGCUAAAGAGCGGAUGGAAAUGAUGGUUCUCUGGCGCUAA